Coccomyxa subellipsoidea C-169 is the source of this 498-nucleotide messenger RNA. RefSeq lists its product as hypothetical. The record is from RefSeq and is a predicted model, not a curated record. Gene Ontology annotation, molecular function: protein binding. The coding region runs from base 1 to 498 and encodes 165 amino acids. NCBI's taxonomy places the organism in Eukaryota, Viridiplantae, Chlorophyta, Trebouxiophyceae, Coccomyxaceae. The transcript has 4 exons.
AUGGCUGUGACUCGGCGAGUAAAGGAGCUUGGGAGGGCUGGCAAGGCUCGUGAGGCAUUGCAGCAGUUGGCAGAGAUGGCCAGGCUGGGAGUUCAGCCGGACCCAAUGCUCGGCACAGCCCUUGUGGAUGCCUGUGCCAGAAGUGGGCAGAUGCAGAUGGCACAGGCGGCGUUUGAGGAGCUAUUUGAUGCCCUGCUGGAGCCAGAUGACGUGACAUUCGCAGUCCUUGUGCGCGGAUAUGGAGAGGCAGAGCCCCCGCAGUGGUUGGCAAUCAGCGGACUCUUGUCAAAAAUGCAGAGCAAGUUUAACCUGAAACCAAGCACAGCUACGUUCAACGUUUUGUUGGAGGUCUGUGCCCGCACAAAGGACCUAACACGCGGCUAUGAGGUGAUCGAGCGCAUGGAGCGCGCUGGAGUCUUGCCAGAUGAGCAGUCAGUGGAAGCUGUCAAGAAUCGGCGAGCGUUGCGCACCCACUUGAAGCGGACGUUCAAUUUCUAA